AUGUCAGCCCAAAGGCCGAUCAAGGCCAAGAAACAGCACACAGUUGGGAAUGACACAACAAUCUCGUCUUUGACGCAACGCCCAACCAGUAAAAGAGAUCAACUAUACGAUGCGGCUACCGUGGGCCUCAACGUGGUGGCAAAUAUAGCCGAGGGAUCAGACAUACUAGCCCCUCCAAAGGCAGCUUGUCGAGCGACGAAAUCAAUUCUCGACGUGGCGCAGGCGGUUGAGAACAAUCAAGAAGAAUGGGCUGAACUCAUUCAACGUCUGAAGAAAUGCAUGUCCGCACUUGAGGAACGGGCAUUCAGCCAGCCGCUCGUCCAUUAUAUCGAGUUUCUUGAGACUAGGCAUGAUACAGUCGUCGACCUCCAGACGAAACGCAGCCGGAGCAAACUCGGAUUCCUUAAAGCGUUUGGAAAAGUGAAAAUUGAUGCAGAAGAGCUUCUCAAGUUCAAUCGAGAUAUCGAAGAUCAACAUAGGCAAUUCAUGGAGGGGUUGAAUUGGUUUGUCGCAUUGCGGGUUCAAGCCAUCGAGAGGAACACUAGAGUUACAAAGGAAGAUGUCCAAGUAACGAAAGCCAACGUGGAGGCCACCAAGGCAAACGUCGAGAUAAUUUUGACAGACGUCGACACUUCUGCAAUACUUCAACUACCUACGGUAGCAUUCGUUGCAUCCUCAGUCCAUAACGCAUGCCUGAAAGGAACGCGUGAUGCAGUUCUGCGGACAAUCUGGUGCUGGGCCGACGACGAUAACACGGAGAAACCAAUAUUUUGGCUCUGUGAUAUAGCCGGAUCUGGCAAGUCCACAGUCACGAUGUCCGUGGUGGAAUCAUGGCGAAAGGAGGGAGUGCUAGGCGGCCGGUUCUUCUUCUCGAUAGCGAGCAACGAAGGAUCGACCACGGACAAGUUCUGCUCCACAAUAGCAAGAGAUCUCGUUCACUACAUCCCUGGGCUCACACCCCACGUUGCCAAAGCCGUGAAGCAGAACCCUGCUUUCAUGCGGAGCUCUAUUGACGAGCAGUUCAAGACUCUCGUCACUAAUCCUCUUCAUUAUUGGCAAGGGCGCGUAAUUCUUAUCAUCGACGCUCUUGAUGAUUGUAAAUCUGGAUCACAGCGAAGGGAACUAGUCGACGUCCUGGCUGGAGCCGUUCAAGAAAGCAACAAUCUGAAGAUAUUCAUGACAAGCCGGCCGGACUCUGUCAUCGAAACGGCAUUGGGUUCGCUUGCGAUCAAAACCAAGUUAGAGGACCGCCUACAUGAUGUCAACCCUCGCGACAACGUUGAUGACAUCGCGCUCUACAUUCACAGAUCGCUAGAUGGAGUGCUUUCGGAAGACAAGAGGCAAAGGCUUGUCCAAAAAUCCAACGGCUUGUUCAUUUGGGCAAGCACAGCAUGUCGAAUGCUCGAUAGCAACACCAGAUUACGGCCUCCUGAGAGCAUAUACAACCGUAUCAUCUCCAUAGACCAGGGUGGUGUCAUAGACCAUUUGUACACCCUCGUCCUCGAGCGCACAGACCCCGAAGACUACGCGGUUAUGCACGAGAUGCUCGCAAUACCGCUGGCCGCUUUCGAACCGCUUACCGUUGGCCAUUUUGACGACAUAGUCAAUCAUAAUAGGGUAGACGGGAGUGCCAAGGCGCUAGUAGAUGCUCUUAGCAGCGUGCUGAGCGAGGAUAAAGCGACGAAUGCAAUCCAAUUUCGUCAUCCAACCUUCGUUGAGUACCUUCGACGCUGCUUUCAUACCUCGGCCAUCCAGAAGCGCAAUAAUCUCUAUCUCGACGUCAGCAAGGCACAUGGUCAAACCGUAUCAUGGUGUCUCAAAUUCUUAUAUCUGGUCUCAAGUUCAAUAUCUGUCAAAUCGAGUCAUCCUUCUACCUAA
Molecule: messenger RNA, 1878 nt
Organism: Serendipita indica DSM 11827
Lineage: Eukaryota; Fungi; Basidiomycota; Agaricomycetes; Sebacinales; Serendipitaceae
Source: the annotation of a GenBank genome assembly